AUGUCUCUUUCAACAAGUUCUUCAUCAAUUGAGCCCAAUGAUGACAACAACCACAAAUAUGGGACGAGCCUUCCACACAGGAAUGAAGAAACAAAUUUGACCAUGAUGGUGAGCCAUCAGGAUGUUCAAGUCAAGCCCAUUCAAAUUUCCCUUCCAUCCUCCUCCUCCUCCUCAUCAUCAUUUGGAUGCAUUGAAGAACUCGAUCUCCGUGAUGCCGAAAACAACACAACAAGUAAUUCCAGAUAUACUCUCUGUGAUCUACCUAAUGAGAUCUUUGAUGUUAUUUUCUUCUUUUUAUUACCAUCAGCGGAAGAAAGAAAAGAAAGAUGUUUCAACGACUUGUUCUCAUUCCUCCGAGUGAAUAGAACAAUAAGAUCCAAGCUAAAAAACAAUGGAUACUUUUGGGGAUCCGUGUUUGCUCGUUUUCAAGUCUUUAUGAGUUGCUACUUGAUGGAUUUGCCUCUCUUUUUACCUUGUGAUGAGAAAUAUUCUAAUUUUUCGAAUGAUGAGAAGAUUUUAGAAGAAGAGAGCGAUUUAGAGAAUACCAAUGACAACAACAAAUUUUAUUAUUAUUCCAUUCAUGAACUAGCAGCUAAGCAAUACAUUGAUUGGUUGUACACAUUCUGUGAUCCUUCACUUAUUCGAAAGUUGGAGGUACCUUUACCAGUCGAUGGAAAUCCACAACAAGUUAUGAAUUUAUGGCAAAACCAUUUGUCAAAUAUUACACAUUUCUUGACCUUUCCUGUAAUGGAUUUUCCAAAUGACAAAUAUUUGCAGGCUUGUAAUUUUAAAUUCCAUUCCCUUACUCAUCUUGACGUUUUUGAUGGCUAUGUUGAUAUUAGCUCAAUUAUAAGCAACCAUCCCGGCCUUAAAAGUGUCACCUUAGAUGUUCCUUCCGAAAACACAUCACAACGUUUGAAAUCAUUUGCCGAAAUAUGUACCAACCAACUUCCUAAUUUAAAGAAAGUUCAGCUUUGUGUGCUUCAUUUGCAAUUGGAUGAUGAUGAAAUUUAUACUGCCCUCCUAUCAUUGGCACCAAAGCUAAAACAAAUUAAUAUUUAUAUUAAUUCAGAAGAGGACAUUUCUCGUUGGAAUACUAUUGCACAGAAUACACAAUGCAUGACACAUUUAUAUGUUAGAACUGCCAUGAACUUACAACUUGUGAACGAUCUUCUUGCUAAAAAGUACAGAGAAGAGUAUUGUCUGUUUGUUGUACCAAGUACUCUGAAACAGUUAGGUGUGCAUGAUCAGAUAAACAUUGGUAGCUUCUAUGAAGAGGUACCUGUGUCCGUGUGUCUCAAUGGUAUCAAUUUACCAUCUUUGACACAUUUCGAUUUGCAAGUGAGCUGUUUGAUUGGAGAUAAUCAACUUCCUUUCCCUAAAUUACAAGCACUAUACUUUGACUCUUAUGGAAACGCGAAAAUGCCAACUGUAUCUCUCUUUGAAUUUUGGGCGAAUCAGCAUGAAACACUACGAUCAUUAUUGUUCAAUAUUAUUUCAAAACCAGAGGAGCCUUUAGUGGACGUCUCAAUGGAAAAAACAUCAAUACAAUCUCCAACGAUAGUGUUAAAAAAGAAACCACUGCAAAUGAAGUCCGUGAAUAUUACCAUAGAGGAUUUUGAGCUUAUCAUUGAAGAUUGUCCAAGAAACCUUACAGUGGGCAAUGUCACUAAAAAUGUUUCAAUCACAGGUUCAAAUUAUGUGAACGCUGUUUCUCUGAAUAUGGGGUCUCAUCUCGAGAGUCAUGAUAUUUAUGUGAAUAUCAAAAAUUGUGAUACUUUAAGGACAUCACCGCCACUUAAUAACGUGACAAAAGCAACUCAAUUGAUUCAUGGACACUAUAAUUCAAUUAUCAUUGGAUCUUUUGGUGGCAACUUGGCCCUCUUACCGCACAUCCAGAUCAUGGACAUGACAGACCUUGUAAAUCUCUCUUUCAAUUAUUCAGGAAUUUUCAGCGAGAACGAGUAUGACUUGGCCAAUGUCAUUAGAGAAUUUUUAAGUAGAUUUUCCUCGAUCGCAUGCCUUAAAGCUACCUCAGAACAACGUACCUGUGAAUUUUUCAAUGUGAGAAGAGAAACCCUCAAUGAAGAGGUAUGCAAACAAAUGUUUUUGGCGACUACAAUCGGAAAAGAAAACAAACUUGUGACACAAAUUUCAAGGUUUCGCACAGAUUCCGACAUUAUGCGUUUACCAAAUUUAUCCAGCUUAAAAAUUACAGCUGGUUCACCACUCAUCUUAGAUCGCAUAACACUUUCACAUUUAAAGAUACUUGACAUUUCUCACUGUCAGUUGUCUGUAGAAGACGCGUCAGUAGUGGACUUGCAUUGGAUACCCUUUCUAAAGCAUGCCAUAUUUGUGGGCAUUCAUUCUGUUGAUAUUAUUUGCUCAGAUGAACAAGAGCAUCAUUACCUUAAAUAUUUAUACAUUUCACAAACUAACAAACUUAAUGCCAAGAUAUCCUUGCGUGGACCAAAUUUACGUGUUGUUUGCGUAACCAAGACCGAGUUGCAAGAAAAUUCCUUCAUCCGAAUCGUGCAUGCUCCAAAACUUGUGCUUUCUGUACUGCACAUUCCAAAUGAACACAAAUAA
Messenger RNA from Naegleria fowleri, 2589 nucleotides. RefSeq lists its product as uncharacterized. The record is from RefSeq and is a predicted model, not a curated record. The coding region runs from base 1 to 2589 and encodes 862 amino acids. NCBI's taxonomy places the organism in Eukaryota, Heterolobosea, Eutetramitea, Acrasida, Naegleriidae. The transcript is spliced from 2 exons.